UACAGUGAUAACUAUCGUCAAGCAGGUAACGUUGUUACAUAUAUCGAUUUAUAAAUAAUAAGUUAAACAUUUCUAAAUUGUCGCAUGGAAAAUAAAACCAACAGUGUAAAUAUGGUUAAUAUAGAAGUAUGAAUACAACUGAAGAUUCAACACAUGUGAAGUUUGAGUUUUUGGAAUCACCAUCUGUGGGAAUUACAAUUAUUUUCUGCCAUAUUAUAAUACUUUCUUCAUCUAUAGUUGGUAUGGCGGCAAAUUCGUUAAUAUUAUACUGCAUUAAAAGACAAAAGUCAUUACGGACUUAUGCCAACGCAACGUUAAUAAACAGCUGCAUAAUAAAUAUUUUGGGAUGUAGUUUUUUAUUACCAUUUCGAUUCAUAGUUUUGGGAAUGUUUAUCGAUGAACCUUUUAUUCUUAGUGGAUUUUGUAAAACUGUUACGUUCUUUCGAUCAUUUUGCGAAAUAUUUCAACUUUCGAUGUUAGUAACUAUAAGCUAUGAGCGAUAUCAUGCAGUUUUACUACCGUUUGAAAAGGAUAGUAGAGUUAAGCGCGUUGUGACCUUGAUAGUUUUAUCUUGGUGCUUAGCUAUAAUUUACAGCACAAUGUCAACAAUAUUUCUAUUAGACAGUUCUAUAUACAUUAUUUGUAAGCAAGGUCAAACUCAUUUGGACAGAAAUUGGGUAAAUUACGACUGUUUUGUUAGUUUUCCUUUUGGAUGUUUGUGUUUUAUAUCAGUACUGAUAUUUUACACUUGUAUCAUCAAAGCUCUAUUAAAACAAUCCAAGAAAAUGCUGAAUCAUUCUAAAGUAAGGAAUAGAAAAGUUCACCCUGCUGAAAGUAAAAUUAAUAUAACUUCUUCUGUAGAUGCAUUAAAGACUCCUGCACACACAAAUGUGCCGAAAACGGAUGUUAUUAAAACUAAAAAUGCUACAAACACGCAAUCAGUUCCGGACAUUCCUAUCAACGAACUAGAUGCUGGUAAUGGAAAUAUAAAGGACAUGAAAGAUGCGUUACACAUAAAUGAUAAUGAGAGUAUGCUAAAACCAAGUAUUUUAUUCAACAAAUUGCCUAGUAUAAAUGAAACGAGUAGUAGUAGUCAAAACUUACGAUCAAAAUCUUUAGUAGUUAUCUCUUCGUCCUCCGAAAUGCAAAAUGUAAAUCUAUCUCCAGCAAGAGAAAAAGUGGACAAACCAAAUGAUGGAAAUAUCAAUAUUUCAAAUUGUUCAGAUAAACUGAAUGAGGAAAAAACAUACGAAAUUUAUGAUGCUGAUGGAACCAUCAGGGUAGAGAAAAACAGCAACGAUCAAGUUGUUGGAGACGUGUGUGUUUUCAAUCCAAAAAAUAGAGAAAUUGGAAAAAGAAAACUGGAAGCGAAAAUAGCGAAACACUUUGCCAUUGGGAUAGGUUUGUUUGGAUUAGUAUGGAUACCUUUUCCGGUAUUUAUUCUUAUACAUUUUAAUACAAUUAUGUUAUCGGAGGCAGAAUGUCAUGUUUUAGCUGUUCUUUCGACAUUUUCAUUAACAGUGUAUACAGUAAACCCGUUGAUUACUAUUUUUAUGAACGGAAAAGUAAAUGCUGAAUGUAAAAAGAUCUCGAAACAUUUUUGUAAGAAAUAA
Molecule: messenger RNA, 1613 nt
Organism: Mytilus trossulus (common blue mussel)
Lineage: Eukaryota; Metazoa; Mollusca; Bivalvia; Mytilida; Mytilidae
Exons: 1
Coding region: 129-1613 (494 amino acids)
Biological process (GO): G protein-coupled receptor signaling pathway, coupled to cyclic nucleotide second messenger; chemical synaptic transmission
Cellular component (GO): plasma membrane; dendrite
Molecular function (GO): neurotransmitter receptor activity; G protein-coupled serotonin receptor activity
Source: RefSeq, a predicted model, not a curated record